This is a messenger RNA of Plasmodium gonderi, 3210 nucleotides long. Its product is annotated as histone. NCBI's taxonomy places the organism in Eukaryota, Apicomplexa, Aconoidasida, Haemosporida, Plasmodiidae. Gene Ontology annotation, molecular function: DNA binding; protein heterodimerization activity; DNA-binding transcription activator activity, RNA polymerase II-specific. Gene Ontology annotation, biological process: regulation of DNA-templated transcription. The record is from RefSeq and is a predicted model, not a curated record. The transcript has a single exon. The coding region runs from base 1 to 3210 and encodes 1069 amino acids. Gene Ontology annotation, cellular component: nucleus.
AUGAAUAUUAAAAAUACCAAGGAUGACGAGGUUGACACCUUUUGGAAAAAUCAGUUAAACGAAAUAUUAAAUAUGACUGUAGAUGAUUUAAGAACCCACAAUUUACCCAUUUCAAGAAUUAAAAAAAUUAUGAAGGAAGAUGAUGAAAUAAAAAUUAAUCAGAUGGUAUCAGCAGAUACCCCUGUUUUACUGGCAAAAGCAUGUGAGUUAUUCAUUAUGGAACUAACUAACUACGCUUGGAAGUUUACAGAAGAAAGCAAACGAAGAACACUGCAAAAACAGGAUGUAAUUUCCGCUGCUUGUAAAAGGGAUGUGUUCGAUUUCUUGAUAGAUCUAAUACCCAUAGAAGAUAGAAUAAAAUUCAUCAAUCUGAAUACCAAGGGAAGUACAAAAAGAAACAGCAACAACAAUAACGACAGCAGUAGCAACAACAGCAGCAGUAGCAACAACAGCAGCAGUAGCAACAACAGCAACAAUAGCAGCAACAGCAACAAUAACAACAACAACAGCAACAACCACAGCAACAGGGGCAAUUACAGAAUUGGAAACAAUGGAAAUCAUAGUACAAAUUAUAUGAACAAUCAUAAGGCUGAUUUCGACACAACGAAGCAAUACUAUAAUCUUUAUUCUACGGUAAGCAAUGAUAAAAGUGGAUUAAACAUGCAGACGUUUAAUGCUGAAAUUUCAGAAAUUGCAGAAAUAUCUGAGAGCGAAUUAAAUACGGCAAAUGCAUUAGAAAUAGCCAACAUGAAGAACACAAACAAUACGGUUCACCACUCCGACACUACUCAUAACUUCAUGGGAAAUUUAAAUUCCAAUUACAAGAAUAAUGACCCAGAUAAGCCAUCGAUACGCUCAGUCAACCUUCCUUCUAAUAUCGCAAAUAAUAUAUUCCUCAACUUUAAUCAAGACAGUAAUUUUUCGGAAGAGAAUUCCAGCUCAAAUAGCAUAAACGAAAAAUGUGUUCAUAAGAACUUGGAAGGGUGUAAUAAUAUUCAUCCGAAUCCCCACAGUAGCAAUAGAAUCCAAUGUGCUCUUGCAUCUGGCAUAGCUAAUUACAACAAUAGGGGAAAUUGUAUGAAUAAGAACGAUAACUCAACAAAUGAUAAUUUAGGGAACAGCAACAUGAACACAAAUGAUUCUAAUUAUAAAGGUUAUUCUUCUCUAAACAAUGAUAUAACAAGAAAUUACAAACAACAGAAUGUAAAGAACAUACUGAUUGAACCCGCUAAUAUAUGCAAUAAAAUGCAUCAAAAUAUAUCUACCAGUAGAACUGUAAACAUUCCAAACACUAUACAAAACAAGGACAUUAGCAGUGCGAAUAAUCCAACAAAUCAAAAAUUACAGGAACUGAAAAAUAAAUUUGGAUACAUCAUUCAUACAGCAAAUGCGUUAGACAUGUCUAAUUUGUCUAACAUGCCCAACGUUUCAAAUGAUAAUGGACGUAAUGGAAAUGGUAGCAUUGAUUGUAAUAGCAACAUCCAUAUGAACCCCAAUACACAUCUAACUUCAUCAGCAUCUUUGCAUAAUGCAGUGACAACAUCUUCACUUGAUAGAUAUUGCCACUACAACAAUAUGAAUAAUGAAGAAAUGAAAAAAGAAAAUUUUCGUAUAAAACUUCCAUCUAUACAAGACAUGCAGAUUCAUGAUAUAAACUCAAAUUUUCAAUCAUAUCAAAGCAUUAAAACAGAUGAUAAAGCAAAUGAUGUCAUGAAUCCAAAGCAAGAUUAUAUUUAUAAUUAUAAUCAAACUGGGUGUAACAAAAUUAGUGGAAAUUUAAACACUCAAAAUAUACCAAAUGGGAAUAUUAUUAACAAUAUUACAAGAAGUAACAUUAUGAAUAAUAUGACAAAUAUAAAUUUAAAUGAUUCUUCCGUUACAAAAAAUACUUCCCAUUGUUCUUCUUCCUUUGGUCAUAAAAACACACAGAACAGUGACAUACCAAAAAUGAUAGCCGGAAAAAUGCUAAACAAUAAUGAAAUCAAAAAUUUUUAUAAAAAUAAUAAUUCAAAAAAUAAUUUUAUCAAACAGAGUAAUAGUAUCCAUUUAAGUGAUUAUAAUAACAUUCCAACUAAUCUAAAAAAUGAUAUGAUGAAUCUAAACCACAUACCCACAAAAUCCAAUGUGGAAAUAAAUAAGGACUUACUAAAUAAUUAUUUCAAAAUGAAUAACAAUGGUGUAACUGCCACAAGUACUACUACAUCAACUGCUUCAACAACUGCAGCUACAAGUAUUGCAGGUAUUCAAAAUCGAAAAACCCUUGGGAAACACAUCAUUCACAAGGUAAAUACUCCACAUAGAGGUGAUAACCGAAUUACUGACAGUUUCUUACAUAAUGGUCAGCUUAAUGAGGAUCUACUAAAUGAGGAUCUACUAAAUGAGGAUCUACUAAAUGAGGAUCUUCUAAAUGAGGAUCUUCUAAAUGAGGAUCAUCUAAAUGAGAGUCAGCUUAAUGAGAAUCAGCUUAAUGAGAAUCAGCUGAAUGAGAGUCAGCUGAAUGAGAGUCAGCUGAAUGAGAGUCAGCUGAAUGAGAGUCAACUGAAUGAGAGUCAACUGAAUGAGAGUCAACUGAAUGACGGCUUUUUGAACGAAGAACUAAUCAACGAUAGUCUUAUGAACAACGAUCGAUUAAAAAAUAACAUAUUGAAUAACAGCCAUCUAAUUGGAAAUCAGUUGAAUGGGAACCAAUUAAUGAAAAAGCACUUGGUCAAAAAUAGCCACAUAAAAAAUUAUCGCACGAAAAAUCAACUUUCGAAUAACAGCCUACCGAAUAAUCGAUUGAUUUCCAGCCAUUUAGUUAACAAUCCUAUUAAUAAUCAUCCUAGACAUUCACGAAAGAAUCACAUGAGCGAUCAAUUCAGUAAUCAGAUAAACGUACAAUCAAAAAACCAUACAAUUGCAAUGAUGAAUAAACAAAUAAACUCCCGAAUGAAUGAAAACUGUAUAAAUGACAUGAUAAAUAAUUCAGAAGGUACUGGAACGAAGAAUUCAUCUAUAAAUAUUAUUAAUCAAAAUGUAGAUAACACUCUUAUACAUAACCAUUUAAAUAAUAUCGUAUCAAAUAUAAAUUCCAAUGAUCAACAAAACGUAAAACUAAAUGUUCAUUCAAAAAUGUUUAUGAACACUAACACACAGAAUAUUUAUUACCAACCUAAUCACCAAUACUCGGUGCAAGAAAAUAAUUAUGUAUGUAAUUAUAACACAAAAUAA